Molecule: messenger RNA, 234 nt
Organism: Thermochaetoides thermophila DSM 1495
Lineage: Eukaryota; Fungi; Ascomycota; Sordariomycetes; Sordariales; Chaetomiaceae
Exons: 2
Coding region: 1-234 (77 amino acids)
Source: RefSeq, a predicted model, not a curated record
AUGGCUAUCCGCGGCCCUGUCGCCAACUUCUGGGCCCUGCGCAGCCACACCCUGCGUAUCGAGGCCGAGGAGGAGUUCCGCAGUCUCUGCUUGGAGUUCCCUCAGUUCGGUUACGACGUGCUUACCCGCGUCCUUGACGAGAAGCUCAAGCGCGAACGCAACGAGAAGCUGCAUCCCAGCAGCAGCAGUGUCGCCACGCCUGGCAGCUCCCGCAAGAGGCUUCUGUUCCAUUGA